AUGUAUAUGCAAGAAAUUUAUCUAUCAACAAGUUGCCAAAUGAUUUCAUUUGAUCGUGAAAUAUUCAAAUUCUGUGUUCGUGGUGAUGUGAAUGAAGUUGAGAAACUGUUGAAACAAAACGAGAAUAUUUAUCAACCACAUAAAGAAGUGUUUAGUAUUGUUCCAUUAACAGUUGCAAUUGAAAGUAAAGACGAAGAUCUUAUCAAUCUACUUCUUGAUGUUUAUGAACGUGAUCUUGAAGCUUUGAAAGGUACAAAUUUUAAGAAAGCUUUGAUCGCUUUACCAGAAGACCAAAAUGAAGAAUUCUUGCAAACAAUUGAAGACCAGCCAUGUUCAGAUUCCAUCCCAGUUUUACUAAAGAAUGACAAUCAGACGAUUCCCAAAUGUGUUUACUUGCGUAAAAGAUUGAAACACAAAGACGAUUUAUCAUUGAAAUUAGCGACAACUUUGGAAGCAAAGAAUGGAACGUGUGACUUAAAUUAUAGCAAACUUUACAACUCAUUCUGCGAUUCAUUUCUACAAAUUGCAAUUUAUUAUGAAAUUGAUGAAAUAGUUGAACGUUUGGUAAAUCAUCCAACAGUUGACAUAAUGACGACGAAUCUUAUGACGAACCACACAACGUUGCAUUACGCACUUCAUGUUGGAAACAUGAGAAACUUGAAACUUUUAUUGUCAAAAUUUAACUUUGGAAAUUAUUGGGAAGAUCCACAAAAUAUUUACUAUGCGAUGACAUCAAAGAAGGAAAGAUCAAUCAAAUUUAUAACUAACAAAAUAUUCGAGAGUGGAAAGACAUAA
Molecule: messenger RNA, 795 nt
Organism: Clunio marinus
Lineage: Eukaryota; Metazoa; Arthropoda; Insecta; Diptera; Chironomidae
Source: the annotation of a GenBank genome assembly